Caenorhabditis remanei is the source of this 1548-nucleotide messenger RNA. RefSeq lists its product as uncharacterized. NCBI's taxonomy places the organism in Eukaryota, Metazoa, Nematoda, Chromadorea, Rhabditida, Rhabditidae. Gene Ontology annotation, cellular component: membrane; synapse; neuron projection. Bases 1 to 1548 code for a protein of 515 amino acids. The record is from RefSeq and is a predicted model, not a curated record. Gene Ontology annotation, biological process: monoatomic ion transmembrane transport; nervous system process; chemical synaptic transmission. The transcript has 10 exons. Gene Ontology annotation, molecular function: neurotransmitter receptor activity; transmembrane signaling receptor activity; extracellular ligand-gated monoatomic ion channel activity.
AUGCGCUGCAUGGCUGAAAGAGCAAAUGCGCUCUAUCGUAAACUUUCUAACAUAAUUCAAAAUUUUCAGUACUGGGAGGACGAAUUUCUGAAAUGGAACCCACCGAGCUAUGAGGGAGCCGAAGAGAUAUUCUUGUCGAGUUCCGAUAUUUGGAUUCCAGAAUUUUCGUUGUAUUACAGUCUGAACUUCAACGACGCCGUCAAACUCCAAUCAAAUAAUGAUAUCAGAGUGAAUUAUACUGGUCACGUCCGUUAUUAUAUUCCAUUUUCAUCUGAAUCUCUGUGCAAAUUGGAUGUCAAAUUCUUCCCAUUUGAUGUUCAACAAUGCACACUACUCUUCGGCUCAUGGGCUCAUUCCAACGACUCCAUCAAAUACUCCCUUUAUUCUCAGAAUUUAUCGUUAAUUGAUUUCUAUGACAAUCAAGAAUGGGAGUUGGACACCCACAAUAGCUCGGUACAUUCUGAUGGAUUUCUGUAUGACUAUUUGGAUCCACCCCUUUUUUGGGAGAUGAUAAUUAUCACCUUGGUUAUGAAACGGCAAAGUUUUUAUUAUGUGUUCAACUUGGUGAUACCUAGUACAAUGAUAACACUGGUAUCAGUUAUUGGAUUUCACACACCAAGUACAAGUGGAAGAAUGAGGGAUGCGAAAUUCCGUCUCGGAAUCAUGACUCUGAUGAGUAUGUCCGUUAUUCUGCUUGCAAUUGUCGAAGAUAUGCCCAAAUUUUCAAUGGGAACAAAUCGAAGAGGACGGGGAUCAUUUUCAGGAAUACCUUUGAUUGGUUUAUAUUAUUUUAUACUUUUGGCAAUAAUUGGAAUGUCAACUGUCACCACUUCAAUGUUUGUUUAUUUGGAAAGGGAAUCAAGAGUGAAACAUAAUGUUCCUUGGUAUCUGAAAUGGUUAUCUUUCGAUAUUUCACCGUCGAAAAUUGCUCGAAAACUCUCCCGCUAUCGUCCGCAAACAAUGAGUCAACCACCAUCGGAACACCUUCUAUCGAACGGUCAUGUACGGACCGGAAUACGAGAUAAAGCUCGAGGUGUUGCAGCCUCAUUGCUUUCUUUGCUUCCACGACCUGGUAGUGGAGGACCUGGAAAUGGUGGACCGGAUAACGGGAACAGUCCGUUCCACAUGCAACACAUUCACGCUUAUCACCAGGACAAUCCAACACCAGCUCGAGAAUCGAUUCGGAGACGCUUGAGCAUGUCACAAUAUGACAAUAUGCUUAUUUAUCAGUACUACGAACAAGCACUGGAAGAUAUCGCCAACGGGGUCACCAGAAUGGAUAGAACUAUCGCGGAGAUCAGGUCAGAAAUGAUGACUCUUAUUCCACAAGAGGAUAUUAAUACAAAAUGGCAAGCGGUCAUCAGGAGGUUGGAACUGCUUUCGCUGGUCUUCUAUGUCUCUGUGCUCUUCACAACCAUGUAUCUAUUCUUCUAUCACGAUUGGUACUGCGCUAUCGGUCACAAUCCAUGCGGCCAAUCAAAUCUGAAAUGCCCCUGGAUGGCGCACACACCUGACGAUCCACAUUGCGAGCACAACUCAUAUAACUAG